CCAUUUACCCAGCAGGUCAGUUGGGUCUUGACUUCUCAAGCAGCGCCACCACACCACAUAAGUCAAACCAGCAGCCAUGAGCAAGUCCUACUCCUCCUCGGCCCAGACGGCCUCUUCAUACCGUCGCACCUUUGGUUCAGGUGUCAGUUCAUCCCCGAUGUCUUCCCUCUUCGGCACCCAUGGAGGAGGUCGCAGCGCCACAAGUCAUACCACUCGAGUGUAUGAGGUGAAGAGUGGUAGUCCUUCCUAUUCCAGCUUCAGGAUGUCCUCCGGGGGCGCUGGGCUCGGCUCCUCCACAGCCAUGCGCACCUACGGCGAAAAACUUGACUUCAACCUGGCCGAUGCCAUGAAUCAGGACUUCCUCAACACAAGGACCAACGAGAAGGCCGAGCUUCAGCAUCUCAAUGACCGCUUCGCCAGCUACAUUGAGAAGGUCCGUUUCCUGGAGCAGCAGAACGCCGCUCUGACGGUUGAGAUCGAGACGCUCAAGGGUCGCGAGGGCCCAGGCCGUGUGGCUGAGAUGUACGAAGAUGAAAUGAGGGAGCUGAGGAGGCAAAUUGAAGCGCUGUCCAACCAGCGUGCCCGUGUGGAGGUGGAGAGAGACAACUUGGCUGAUGACCUUCAGAAACUGAAGCUCAGACUACAGGAGGAGGUUCACCAGAAGGAAGAAGCGGAGAACAAUCUGUCUGCCUUUAGAGCUGAUGUGGACAACGCCACUCUGGCCAGGCUGGACCUGGAGAGGCGCAUCGAGAGUCUGCAAGAGGAGAUUGCCUUCCUCAAGAAGAUCCAUGAAGAGGAGAUCCGUGAGCUGCAGAGCCAGAUGCAGGACACUCAGGUGCAGAUCCAAAUGGACAUGUCGAAACCCGACCUGACCGCAGCUCUGAGGGACAUCCGCACGCAGUAUGAAGCGAUCGCUGCCAAGAACAUCUCAGAGGCCGAGGACUGGUACAAGUCUAAGGUCUCAGAUCUGAACCAGGCUGUAAGUAAGAACAAUGAUGCCCUGCGCUCUGCCAAACAAGAAACCAUGGAGUACAGACACCAGAUCCAGUCCUAUACCUGCGAGAUUGACUCACUCAAGGGCACCAAUGAGUCUCUGCUGCGUCAGAUGAGAGAAAUUGAGGACCGCAUGUCUCGCGAGGCUUCUGGUUACCAGGACACUAUCGUACGUCUCGAGGAGGACAUUGCCAAGAUGAAGGAUGAUAUGGCCCGUCACCUGAGGGAGUACCAGGACCUGCUGAAUGUUAAAAUGGCUCUGGAUAUUGAGAUCGCCACCUACCGCAAGCUGCUGGAGGGAGAGGAGAGCAGGAUCACCACCACUAUGCCUGUCCAAUCUGCCUACUCCUCUAUUGGAUUCAGAGAGACCAGUCCCGAGUCUCAGCCUCAGCGUUCCUCUGAGAUGCACUCAAAGAAGACCGUUCUCAUCAAGACCAUCGAGACCCGCGAUGGAGAGGUUGUCAGCGAGUCCACACAGCACCAGCAAGACAUCAUGUGAACAAGGAGGUGAUGACAACAACAAAAAAACAAAACAAAAAAAAAGGAAUAAAAAUAGAAAAUAUAGGCAUCUUCCCACUGUAGUGUAAUGGUUUAUGACAAAGCUUGUAAGCCACAAGGCAUCAAACAUGGUCAGAGUGAACUGUGACGGCACAUUUUCCACGUUUUGCUUGUGCAAAUAUUGUCCGACUGGAAAGAGAAUGGCUUGUAUUGGUGUGUUCGCGGCUGGAGAAAAAGUGGGAAGAUGGUUGUUCAAAAAUGUCAAGAAACAUUUUGUGAAAAAGGAACUAAUUCAUGUGUGACAUUAUGAUCUUGCGUGUGAUUGUGUGCGCAUGGGCGACCAUGUGGAGCUGCUUCACUCUGACUAAAAUCUCAAAAUAAAGACAU
Molecule: messenger RNA, 1878 nt
Organism: Phycodurus eques (leafy seadragon)
Lineage: Eukaryota; Metazoa; Chordata; Actinopteri; Syngnathiformes; Syngnathidae
Gene: desma
Product: desmin a
Exons: 10
Coding region: 77-1492 (471 amino acids)
Biological process (GO): skeletal muscle organ development
Cellular component (GO): cell-cell junction; intermediate filament; sarcolemma
Source: RefSeq, a predicted model, not a curated record